Cyclocybe aegerita is the source of this 351-nucleotide messenger RNA. Lineage: Eukaryota; Fungi; Basidiomycota; Agaricomycetes; Agaricales; Hemipholiotaceae. The record is from the annotation of a GenBank genome assembly.
AUGUUCUCCAAGAUUGCUCUCUUCACUGUUGCCGCUAUGGCUGCCUUCGUUGCUGCUUCCCCUGCUCCUGGGGGUUCGGAGGGCGGUAUCCACAACUCCUGCAACACUGGCCCCGUUCAAUGCUGCAACUCACUCCACAAGAAGGAGUCGAAGGAUGCUAAUAUUCUCGCCGCCCUCGUUGGUGUAGCUGUUGACUCAGUCGGAGCGUACGUCGGUGCGCAAUGUAGCCCUAUCACCGCCAUUGGACUCGGUAGCGGCGCUUCAUGCGGAAGCCAACCUGUGUGCUGCAGUAACAACAGCUUCAACGGUGUCGUCGCCAUUGGCUGCUCGCCCAUCAACGUCAACGUCUAA